AGUGACCGCAGAGGCAGAGGGUGGGCAGGCUGGCCCAUGGCUGAGACCUCGCUCCCAGAGCUGGGGGGAGAUGACAAAGCCACGCCUUGCCCCAGUAUCCUGGAGCUGGAGGAGCUCCUGAGGGCAGGGAAGUCUUCUUGCAAUCGCGUGGACGAAGUUUGGCCCAACCUUUUCAUAGGAGAUGCGGCCACGGCAAACAACCGCUUUGAGCUGUGGAAGCUGGGCAUCACCCACGUGCUGAACGCCGCCCACGGGGGCCUCUACUGUCAGGGUGGCCCUGACUUCUACGGCAGCAGUGUGAGCUACCUGGGGGUGCCGGCCCACGACCUCCCUGACUUUGACAUCAGUGCCUACUUCUCCUCCGCGGCUGACUUCAUCCACCGUGCCCUCAACACGCCUGGGGCCAAGGUCCUGGUGCACUGUGUGGUGGGUGUGAGCCGCUCCGCCACGCUGGUCCUGGCCUAUCUCAUGCUGCACCAGCAGCUGUCCCUGCGCCAGGCAGUGAUCACUGUGAGGCAGCACCGAUGGGUUUUCCCCAACCGAGGCUUCCUGCACCAGCUCUGCAGGGUGGACCAGCAACUGCGGGGUGCCAGCCAGAGCCGAGGGCCCAGAGCCGGUCCUUACUCCCUGCCCUGGCGCUCUGCCACUUUGCCUCCCUGGCACUGGUCCUGCUGGUGCUGCUGGAGGCUCUGGCCCAGGCAGACACACAGAAGAUGGUGGGAGCCCAGUGUGGGGUCCACCCUAGAGCCUGCUACUCCCUCCGGUUCCUCCUGGUGCCUGCACCCCCUCUCAGCUACUGUCUUCGGUCUCCACAGAAGCAGCAUCAAGUGCGUGGAGACAGGCAGCUGAAAGCCGGCAGCACAAACUGCCCGUCAGAGAAGUGCACAGCCCAGGCCAGAUACUCCCACAGGAUGGACUCACUGCAGAAGCAGGACCUCCGGAGGCCCAAGAUCCACAGGGCAGCCCGGGGGGCCCCAUAUCAGCCACCCACGUUGGCUUCACUGCAGCGCUUGCUGUGGGUCCGUCAAUCUGCCACACUGAACCACAUCAAUGAGGUCUGGCCCAGACUCUUCCUGGGAGAUGCGUAUGCAGCCCGGGACAAGAGCAAGCUGACCCAGCUGGGAAUCACCCACAUCGUGAAUGCCGCUGCAGGCAAAUUCCAGGUGGACACAGGUGCCAAGUUCUACCGCGGAAUGUCCCUGGAGUACUAUGGCAUCGAGGCGGAUGACAACCCCUUCUUCGACCUCAGUGUCUACUUUCUGCCUGUUGCUCGAUACAUCCGAGCUGCCCUCAGUCUUCCCCAAGGCCGUGUGCUGGUACACUGUGCCAUGGGGGUAAGCCGCUCUGCCACGCUUGUCCUGGCCUACCUCAUGAUCUACGAGAACAUGACGCUGGUAGAGGCUAUCCAGACGGUGCAGGCCCACCGCAAUAUCUGCCCUAACUCAGGCUUCCUCCGGCAGCUCCAGGUUCUGGACAACCGACUGGGGCAAGAGACGGGGCGGCUCUGACCUGGCAGGCGGCCAGGAUCCCUGACCCUCCAUCCAGCAUGGCCCGACCCCACCAGCCUGGCCCUGGGGACAGCAGCCUCUGCUGUUUCUAGUGACCCUGAGAUGUAAACAGCAAGUAGGGGCUGAGGCAGAGGCAGGGAUAGCUGGGUGGUGACCCUUUAGCAGGUGAAUGUCCCUGACCCAAUCUAGAGAUUCUUUAUGCAAAAGUGAGUUCAGUCUGUCUCUAUAAUAAAAUGUUCAUCGUCAUAAAGACA
Molecule: messenger RNA, 1762 nt
Organism: Cebus imitator (Panamanian white-faced capuchin)
Lineage: Eukaryota; Metazoa; Chordata; Mammalia; Primates; Cebidae
Gene: DUSP13B
Product: dual specificity phosphatase 13
Exons: 8
Coding region: 525-1508 (327 amino acids)
Biological process (GO): negative regulation of MAPK cascade; protein dephosphorylation
Cellular component (GO): cytoplasm
Molecular function (GO): protein tyrosine/serine/threonine phosphatase activity; MAP kinase phosphatase activity
Source: RefSeq, a predicted model, not a curated record